CGACAGUUGGGCAGGAUGUCGGCGAGGAGGCGCAUCGGCGACCCUGAGGUGAGGGCAUUAAUAACUCACUCUAUCCUGAUAAAUAAUAAUAACGAUGAUACUCAUAUAUUCCCUCUGCUUCUCCACGCCUUCAUAGACAACACUGAGCUUUUGACCAAAAGGAUCCCACAGAAUCCUAAAUACCAGCAUGUAAAAACUCGCCUUGACACAGGUAGCAGUAUGACCAAAUACACUGAAAAACUAGAAGAGAUCAAGAAAAACUACAGGUACAAGAAAGACGAACUCUUCAAAAGAUUGAAAGUUACCACUUUUGCCCAGCUGGUAAUCCAGGUUGCUUCUCUCUCAGAUGAAACCUCGGAAGUGCCACCUGAGGAACCCCAAAAGCUAGACGAAGGUGAUGCCACUCCUACCGAAAACAAUGUGGAUGCUGAAGCAGAGACCAACGGCAAAAGCAGCCCUGGCGAGAAACCAGCCAGUCCCAUCCUGUUCAUCAACAACACCGGUGCAGGGGAAUCCUAUCGCUCCACCUUACAGAGUGUGAUCAGCGGUGUAGGUGAGCUGGACCUGGGGAAAGAUUCCCCAAAGAAGACGGAUGCGUUGGUGAAAGAUGGGCCUUACCCCGACUGCCCCUUCCUUCUGCUGGACGUGCGAGAGCGGGAUGCUUAUGACCAGUGUCAUAUCGUGGGAGCAUACUCCUAUCCCAUUGCCACACUAUCCAGAACCAUGAAUCCCUAUACGAACGACAUUUUGGAAUACAAAAACGCUCACGGAAAGAUCAUCAUCCUCUACGACGAUGACGAGAGAGUGGCCAGCCAAGCGGCCACCACCAUGUGCGAAAGAGGCUUUGAGAACUUAUUCAUGCUCUCUGGGGGUCUCAGGGUCAUUGCCCAGAAGGUCCCCGAAGGCCUGGUGACGGGCUCCUUCCCUGCCUCCUGCUUGGUGGCCGCCCAGUCAGGGAGCGCCCGCCGAAGAAACACCCCCAGGCAGCCCCCGCCCCCACCGGCUGAGAACAAGUGGAGGUUUACGGCAGAGGAUCUACAGAAGAUACAGUACUAUCUAGAAGAAGAGAAGCUUCCAACAGACACUGCCAGCCGUCUCAGCCGCGGCUCUUCCGCUCGAGAUGCCAAGGCCACCGGUGUCCGGAGCAGCCAGAACCUGCCCACCUCUGCCUCCGCCGCCAACUCGGCCGUGGCGCUCUCCGCCCGCUCCCUCAGCAGCUGCAACCUGCAGAGCAAGCCCUGGAGAUAGCCGGUGUCUUUUAUCCGCUGAAUAAAAGAGAGUCCCGUCCCUGGGGCCCUUUGAUCACUACAGUCCGUCUUUCGCUUUUAGGAAGGUGGUAUGCAAAGGACAACGAGGUGGAGGAGGGGAGGAGGGGAGGGUGAGCUAGGAGGCAUUGGCCUGCCGGAGGGGGAAACACCAUCAGUAGGUAAUUCUGCGUUGGGAGGGAAAUGACAGGGGUGAGGAAGCAAGCUGACCCUUUCUAGACACCAGUGUUCUGCAAUGCUAUUUCCUCGUGUUGUUUGGCACAUGAGAACUGGAGAGAUCAAAAUUUGGAUUCUAGAGGAAAAAGUAUUAAAUGUGGCCAAGAGGGAGAUUAGUUAGUAGAAAUCUAAAAUUUUAACUAUUAUUGGGGGUGUAGUCAGGGAAUGGAUGCGUAAUUUCAGUGUUCAAUUUUGAGACUUCUACCAGAGGAUUGUUUUUGAGUGUCACUUCUGCACAACAGGGGAAGGAUGCAACCCUUUCUCUAUCCAGUCUUUGAUCAUUUGGACUCUUCUUUUUUUCCUACUGUCAUACUUCCAAAGAGUGUACAUUUGUACAAAGCACGAAGAAGAGAGAGUUUCAUUCUGUAGGGGACCAAAUCAUGGAAGAUCCUGAUUGUACGUAAAAUUUUGUGGAGGGUGACAAGGACCAGAGCAGCCACCCAGCCCAUCAUCAAGGUUCAUUUACUUUUCUCCAGAAGACGUCUGCUUGUCUGGAUUGUAGUCAAGUGAGCCCAUUUUAUAGUUUUGCUGUAUGUAGUAUUUGGUACUUCAGAACUGUGCCUAACCUCACCAUGGAACGAGGUGUGCAUUUUCCCCUUACUCAGAAGUUGGCCACAAUCAGGAGCAGAAGCACAUGUGGAAGGGUGGAAGUGCUGCUUUAUGCUUCUGACUUUCACUGUUUAUUCCUAAACUGAUUUCCCACCAGUUGCUCCCUGUCUUAUGGGGAAAAACUAUGGAGUCAUUGAGGCAGCUUGUGGAGAGUGAAUUGGGGCAGUAAGCAGCCAGAAGGGAAAGGGGUUGGAUUCCCAUCCUUCUUUUAUCAAGAAAUGGGAAAAGAGAGAGAGGUUAGAAGAUAUAUCAUGAAUAUACACAGCCUGUUUGUCUUUAUUGGUCCCUAUCCCAUGAGUUACUUCCAUGCUGCCCCUCUGUUGCCAUGUCCUCUUUUUCUGCUGUGGGUUACAUUGAGGGUUGGCUAUGAAGGAGGAUCUGUUAUAUCAUCCCCAUUCUGUAGUGGGAUCAUCCAUCAAUCACCACCAGUGGCAGCACAUCCACUAUAUUUUCCAAACCUCUAAAAUUUCCAGUUUCAACACCUGGCAGACAUAGUAGUGGUUCUUCCAACCAAGUGUGUAACUGUUGCCUGCAUGAUGGAUUUCUCCUCUGCAGAGGUCAGUGGAUGAGCAGCGCGCUGCCACGCUGAUCCUGCUUAGUGAUGAUAAAGCUUACAGCUUCCUCCUGCUAAGCCUCAUUGCUGUCUCCAUGGAAGGAGCUGCCUUUCCUCUUCUCUAAGCUGUAAAUCCACUGAGGAUCCCCAUAAAUGUGACCCCAGUCAGCAGGAGUCCACCCCAGUACACAGUGCACUCAACUGUUAAUGGAGUGACAAUUCCAAUAUAAGUGUUUAGCUGCUAAGUGAAGUCCAUAGAAAUAUCUGUAUAUAGAGGUGGAACAUCUGCAUGUGAUCUUGAGGAAAGAUGUGAGGAGGGAGUCCUGGUUUACUCACCUAAUAAUAAUAAUAAUUAAUAAUAAUAAUAGUAAUAAUAAUAAUAAUAAUAAUAAAAAAUUAAAACUUUAAUUUUAGACUGCUCUAUCUCCCUGAAGGGACUCAGGACAGUUUCCAACAUCAGUGCGAAACAACAUACCAUAAAUUAACACAGCAAAAUAAGCACAUCGUUAAAUCAAGACAAAGACAAUUCAGUUAAAAUAAGCAAUCACCGUCAGAACCUUUGAUCGAGGGGGCAGGAAUCAUUAGUCAGGGCAAGGUUGACAUGGUCCAUUUUUAGGAAUAGGUAACUUAUACAACUUAUCUUAGGGCCAAGGGGUGGGCAGUGUAUCAGAGUAGAGUCUGACUUGACUAAUGAUACUAAUCUUAUUCAAAAACCUGCCGAAACCAAGAGAAACCUUUCCCAAGAGAAAAAAAAAAUCAUUGUUCCAUUGGAUGUUUCAAGGGCCACAUUCUCUCCCAUAAUCUUCCUUCAUAAAACUCUCUCUUGUCUUUUUGAAGAACAUCAACUGAAUGGGUAAACGUGAUUAUCCAUAGAGGUGAAACAAAGCUCUCUCCUCCAUGAUUUGGGACUUUGGCUCCAUACAAACCAGCCAAGCCUUCCUGUUCUUCCUUACGGUUCAAUAGAAUCAAGUGAAGCAGAGUUUUGGAAGUGUGGAUGCUGCUGUAAUGCUCCAAGAAGAGGCUUGGUCAAGGGAUGGAUGCGGAUGGGCAUCACUUUGAAUGGGAGGUGCCUCUUUUUCUGCUUCUGGUUUAGGACUGUUUGAUAUUAUUACAUGGAAAUCACAGAGCUCAUUCUGAUCCAGCUGUUUUCAAGUGUGACUUCCAGCAGGCUUUGUUUCAAGAUUGCUUCUAUAACAGGCAUGGGCAAACUUCAGCCCUCUCUCCAGGUGUUUUGGACUUCAACUUCCACAAUUUUGACUGUUAGGACUUAUGGGAGUUGAAGUCCAAAACACCUGGAGGGCCGAAGUUUGCUCGUGCCUGAUCUAUAUCUAUCAGCUCAUUUUAAAUGGUGCAAUGGAAACUGAAAUUCUUUUCUGUGACUGUUUUGUUUUACUGUGUCGAAGGAGGUAUUUCCCUUCCCCACUUUCUCAUAUUUGACAGUGACUCCCUUGUCAUUCCAGUUGAGUUUUAUUUAACUGUGAUGUAUUUUUGUAUGCAAGACAAAACUGGUUGGGUGGUGUUCAGUGUGGGUAUAGUAUGUGUCGCUUCCACCUCCUCUGCAGCAACCACCUCUCCAUUUGUAAUAGUUUUUAUUUAUCGAGCUAGAUUCUAGCUGUGGCCAUUUUGGUUCACUUUACAAUAGAGUCCUUUUUUUAAAAUUGUGCAUAAUCUAGAAUAAAUUAAUAUAUUGCAAAGCAGUACUAUCUGCUAGGAGUUGUCCAGAAUAUUGGAAAUGGUUGCUUAGUAAGUGGAUUACGCAUUUUUAACGGGAGAAGUCUUCAAUCCUUCUCAAAAGUACAACUUCCAGGAUUUCUAUGUGGAAAUCCAGGAGGGCAACUGUGUCUUCAAUGUUAUGUUUGUGAUAUACAUGGGCAUCUGGCGUGAUGUUGUGGCUCUUUGUUUUUUCCCUUUCAAACUGGAUAUUUUAUUUUCUUGGUGGAUGUUUCAAGACUGUUCAGUAUCCUUGUGUUGGGUUGAAUUACACAUCGCCAGGCUUCUGGGAGCCUUGCUUCGGGAAGGAAUGGAUCCUUUUAUUGGCACAAAACAGCCAAGGCUAUUCUCUUGUUUAUGUCCAGCCUGUCCCUCUUUGGAGCACACCUUGAAGCAUCAAGACAGACAUCCCAGCCGUCCCUGGCUUUGAGGAACAGCCCCAUAAUCCUUGGCAUUGAAGGAAGGACUCUUUUAUCUUCUUAUUGGCUUUGUGGGUUUUGUGCUUUGCUUGUGAGCAAUUAUGUGAAAUGGUUUGGCUGGUGGCACUGCUUCUUUGGACUUGGAAUGGUUUGUUAGAGUGUUGUGUAUAGUUUGGCUUUUUAACAAUCGUUUCUGUACUCAAUAAAAAGAGAAAUGUCUGCUGUA
Molecule: messenger RNA, 4998 nt
Organism: Anolis carolinensis (green anole)
Lineage: Eukaryota; Metazoa; Chordata; Lepidosauria; Squamata; Anolidae
Gene: cep41
Product: centrosomal protein 41
Exons: 11
Coding region: 16-1248 (410 amino acids)
Biological process (GO): protein polyglutamylation; cilium assembly
Cellular component (GO): ciliary basal body
Source: RefSeq, a predicted model, not a curated record